Anthostomella pinea is the source of this 1542-nucleotide messenger RNA. The record is from the annotation of a GenBank genome assembly. NCBI's taxonomy places the organism in Eukaryota, Fungi, Ascomycota, Sordariomycetes, Xylariales, Xylariaceae.
AUGGUUAACGUGCGGCAAAGUGUGUUCUUCUCGGCGUCUACCGCAUUCUACUUCACCCAUUGCGUCGGUAUCCAGGGCCCAUUUCAGCUAGGCUUUCUGGUCUUUACGGCGCCUACUAUGCUUAUAAUACCAACCUCCAUCGGAGAACAUGGCAGGACCAUGUGGACUAUGGGACCCAAUAAGCUCGUGUUCAACACUGUGCAAGCUCUUCAUGACAUCUACAGAAAUGAAAGGUUCACGAAGUCUCAUGCUUAUCUGGUCGGGUCGAGCGAGCCAGGUGUCUACGGCAUCUUCAACGCCAUCGACAAGCAACUCCACCAGAGGAAACGCAACCUCGUCAGUCGGGUCCUCAACGAGCGGUCGAUGCGAUCGUUCGAACCCAUAAUGCAACAUCAAGUCAACAUCCUCGUGCAGCAGCUGCGGCGGUCAUGCGAUGGCAGUCAACCAAGGCCGGUGAAUAUGACGGAACGGUUGAAGUACCUCGCGAUGGACAUCAUGGGCCAACUUGCCUUCUCAUUUCCUUUGAAGCUCCAGACCGAGACGACACAUCGCUCUGUUGUCGCCUCGAAGGCCCAUUUCUACCUCAAUCUCGGCAUGCAGCUACCCUUCCUGGGCACACUUAGCCUAGUGAGGUUGCCGUUUUUGCGCUCUCAAUUCAGGGGUGGAAGCUACUUCAAGAGUUUGGAGACCAUGCUUCGCAGCCGUAUUGCAGGUCGAGACAACAAGCAGGACUUGCUGUACUUGACGGACAGGCUAUCAGUAUCUGAGGAUGACGAGGUCUUGCUUCGUGAGAUGGAGUCCGAGGCAGUGUUUUUCCUUUCAGCAGGAAGCGAUACAAUAUCAACGACACUGUGUGCCGUGUUCUUCUAUCUCUCGAGGAACCCAGAAUGCUAUCGGAAGCUUACACACGAGAUCCACUCAACUUUCAACAGCGAAAGCGAUAUCCGCAACGGUCCACAGCUCACCAACUGCCAUUACAUGCGCGCAUGUAUCGACGAAGCCCUGAGGAUGUCUCCACCACUCCCCGGGACCCUUUGGCGCGAGGAAGCUUUCGAGUACCGGAAUGCGGCAGAGCCUUUCAUGGUCGAUGGCCACAUCGUGCCCCGAGGCACGCAGAUCGGAGUGAACGCAUACGCUAUGCACCACAACGAAGAGUACUUCCCCGACUCGUUUACCUACAAGCCGGAACGCUGGCUGCCGGACAGCCCGGAAGCGGCCCGGAAUAACAGGAAUGCAUUUGCGGCCUUCUCCACUGGCUCUCGGGGAUGUGUAGGGAAAGCUAUGGCUUACCUGGAGGCCAGUCUCGUCGUGGCCAAGACACUGUGGUACUUCGACUUUGAACAAGCAUCAGAUACGGCCGAAACUGUGGGGGGUCCGACGCCGUGGGAACGGGAGAACGGCGAAAGGGGGACGGAAGAGUUUGAGCUACGCGACAUGUUCGUUGCUGACCAUGAUGGACCACAUUUGGUCUUCCGUCCGCGGCAAACAAAUAUAGGUGGCGACUUCGGCGCAAAUAGAGACGAGAAGACUAGUAGUCUAUGA